Molecule: messenger RNA, 854 nt
Organism: Malus domestica (apple)
Lineage: Eukaryota; Viridiplantae; Streptophyta; Magnoliopsida; Rosales; Rosaceae
Product: large ribosomal subunit protein uL18c-like
Biological process (GO): translation
Cellular component (GO): ribosome
Molecular function (GO): structural constituent of ribosome; 5S rRNA binding
Source: RefSeq, a predicted model, not a curated record
GGGGGAUGGAUAAGGUGCCAAAUUGCAGAAUUGGGUUUUAGAAAUACACAGGGAGAGAGACACACACUAAGAGACGAAGAUAGAUAGAUAGAUAGAUAGAGAGAGAAAGAGAGAUACAGUACAAUGUCAGCUUCGCUUUCGUUCCUAGCGUCUUCUCAGCAGCUAUGGCUGCGUCCUCAGCUCGUGGGAGUGGCGGCGACUCCGUCUCCAAGGCCUCAGUCUCGGUCUCUUGUCGUGGAAGCCAAAGCCACCACCAAAAGAGAAGACAGGACCGCCCGCCAUACCCGUAUCAGAAAGACGGUUGAAGGGACUCCCGAAAGGCCCAGGCUGGCUGUCUUCCGCUCCCACAAGCAUCUCUAUGUCCAAGUGAUUGAUGAUAGCAAGAUGCACACACUUGCUUCGGCUUCAACAAUGCAGAAACCCAUCUCUGAAGAAUUUGACUACACUUCUGGUCCUACCAUUGAAGUAGCAAAGAAGGUAGGAGAAGUGAUCGCAAAGUCAUGUUUGGAGAAAGGGAUCUCAAAGGUGGCCUUUGACCGUGGUGGAUACCCAUAUCACGGACGUGUGCAAGCCCUUGCUGAUGCAGCCAGGGAACACGGCCUUCAGUUCUAAGAUCACGAAAUACUUCAAUCCUAUUUUGGACCGUCGUACCCCUUUUGUAGUUUCUGUAAAAGAUUUGGAUGGAAGGAUGUAUCAAUGUGUAAGCAGAGUUGCUGUUUCCUAGUUAAUUGAACAUUUGACAUUGAGACGCUGUCAAUUUUCUUUCCAAUUCAGUUUGUAUCCCUGAAAAUUAUACGCAUCGGAGAUGAAAUUCUUAUAUGUGGUGAUUAGUUUAUAUCUUGAUAAUUGACUCA